UUGAGCGAUCAAAAGGAGCUGCUAGAAAGUGGCUAACAACAAGCUCACGGACAUCUUGUCAGCUCAGACAAACUGAUAGAGAAGUGUGCACACAUCAGGGUAUUCAGUCAACGACAGGGAUCAGGGCCUGUCCACAAGUUUGAUCGCCACAUCAUUUAUAAACGUUUACAUUUUUUCAGACAUUGAAUGUUUUGACGUCUUGACAUUAAUGUUAGUUUUUAGCUAGGUGGCUGGCUGGCUGGCUCUCAGGUUAGCUCACAUAUUGAGAAAGAGAGAGAUAUUGGGCGCUAGUUGUUAAAGAGACACUACACCCAGUGGGAAGAUGGCGCUUAAACGAAUCCAAAAGGAAUUGACUGAUUUGGCGCGGGAUCCUCCUGCACAGUGUUCAGCUGGUCCUGUGGGAGAUGAUGUGUUCCAUUGGCAGGCAACGAUCAUGGGGCCUAAUGAAAGUCCAUAUCAGGGUGGCGUUUUUUUCUUAACCAUACACUUCCCAACAGAUUACCCUUUUAAGCCACCAAAGGUUGCAUUUACUACAAGAAUCUACCAUCCCAACAUAAACAGUAAUGGCAGCAUCUGUUUGGAUAUCCUCAGGUCCCAGUGGUCACCUGCACUUACCAUUUCUAAAGUUCUCUUGUCCAUCUGCUCACUGUUAUGUGACCCCAAUCCAGACGACCCUCUUGUGCCAGAAAUCGCCCGAAUCUAUAAAACAGAUACAGAGAAGUAUAAUAGAAUGGCAAAGGAAUGGACAGAAAAAUAUGCCAUGCUGUAGGUGAAGCAAAACUCUGCAUUGUGAACAUUAGAGAUACAACAGAAUAGCACGGGAAUGGACUCAGAAAUAUGCAAUGUGAUGUUGGCUGGACUCAUUUACAAACUGUUUUGUUUGUUCUGUCAUGUUUUGGACACUGUUGCAAGACCACAUUUUUCCAUCUGUCUCUUAUGGAGGCACAACCCCAGGUUUCUGUUCAAACUGGAAUGCAGACCUGUUCAUGGCCUUCCCACACUUCAAAGUUUCAAGAUAGACUCCUAUCAGUUGAAUGGAAACUCUUUAACACUCAGCUCUGCAUCCGAUUGAUCGCUCUACCAAUCAACUCUUCUCACUCCACAACUCAUGCCAUGCCUGUAUGACCACAGUGUGUUUUCUCUGGGACCUUUGGAGAAAGUCUUUAGGCUGUUCUGCUUCUAUAGGGUCUCACUCCUUAAGUGCAUGCUAUCACAGGAGAAAAGACCAGAUGUUGUACAUCAAUUGGAUUGUGGGACCGAUUACUAUAUUCUGUUUGAUGGUAAAGAAUUGCAACAUUCAGAUCAGCUCUGUUCAACAUUUCACAGCUGUGGCACUGAAAUACAACUCACUCGAUUGGCUUAAAUGUCUGUUUAAUGUCCCGCUAUGUUUUACCCCCAAUAAAGAUGCAUAAGUCAUUA
This is a messenger RNA of Misgurnus anguillicaudatus (oriental weatherfish), 1419 nucleotides long. RefSeq names its product ubiquitin-conjugating enzyme E2D 3 (gene ube2d3). Lineage: Eukaryota; Metazoa; Chordata; Actinopteri; Cypriniformes; Cobitidae. The record is from RefSeq and is a predicted model, not a curated record.